Messenger RNA from Sitophilus oryzae (rice weevil), 1134 nucleotides. Its product is annotated as zinc finger MYM-type protein 1-like. The transcript has a single exon. NCBI's taxonomy places the organism in Eukaryota, Metazoa, Arthropoda, Insecta, Coleoptera, Curculionidae. Bases 1 to 1134 code for a protein of 377 amino acids. The record is from RefSeq and is a predicted model, not a curated record.
AUGCAACUUGACUCUAGUCGUGCAAAACAAAUAGCGGACAAUAGAAAAAAAUUAAAACCUAUAAUCAAGACUAUUAUACUCUGUGGAUGCCAAGAGUUGGCUCUACGUGGAACUAACGAUUCUGGUCCAUUGACUUUAAAUUCCAUAGAGCCUGUUUAUAAUGAUGGGAAUUUCCGGGCAUUACUGCGUAUGCGCCUAUCAUGUGGGGAUAAAGAUUUGAUUGAGCACAUUGAAGGUCAAUCUUUAAAUGCCAUGUAUAUAAGUCCAAUCAUUCAAAAUAAUAUAAUUCAAAUUUGCGGAAAAAUGAUACAAGAACAAAUUGUUUCCAGAAUAAAUAAAUCCAAAUAUUUUUCAAUUUUGAUGGAUGAGACUACGGAUAUUUCCCGGAUCGAGCAGUUAUCCCUUUGUGUGAGGUACAUUGACUCCAAUGAGCAGAACGGCAAUCCAGUCUAUAUUAUGCGUGAAGAUUUUCUACAAUUUGUGCAAGUUCAUAGUACAACUGGGAAUGAUUUAGCGACGGUAAUGUUAGAGUGUUUAGAAGAACUCAAGAUAGAUUGUACUUAUUUGGUUGGGCAAGGUUAUGAUGGGGCUGCAGCCAUGAGCGGCAGCUUUAAAGGCGUACAAGCAAUAAUAAGAGAAAAACACCCAGCAGCAUUAUACGUGCAUUGUAGUGCACAUUCUCUAAAUUUAGCUCUGGCUCACUGCUGCAAUGUCCAAAGCGUCAGAAAUUGUAUUGGAACCAUCAAAUCCGUUGCAAUCUUCAUAAAAAUGUCAGCAAAGCGGACUGAUAUUCUACAAAAUAAAAUUAAAGAACAUGCCCCUGAUAAUAAAUGGAAGAAGUUGACAACCAUGUGUGAAACUCGAUGGGUGGAAAAUCACGACGGAUUAAUUAGGUUCACAGAAAUUUUCAAGCCUAUUGUUGAAACACUGGAAGAACUACAAGUAGUGAAAGAUAUAGAGACGUCCUCAAAGGCUACACAGUUACAUCAUGCCAUUAUGACCAGUGACUUUAUUAUCAGCAUGUUAACCGCAACUACUUUAUUCGCGUAUACCCUACCUUUAUGCAGAAUUCUUCAGACAGUUAACAUCGAUCUCUUUUCAGCAACGGAACAUGUUGAUACUGUUUUAAGUUAA